UCUUCGCGGGUCUUUCUUUCGCUCUGACUUUGUGUUUUCAACACAGCUUGACUAUUGAUUUUUAACGAAGUGAUGGAUCUUCUCGAGUGCGAAUGGGGCUCUUGUGAAGAAAAGUUUCCCCUUUCAAGUUUUCAAGACUUCAGGGAGCAUUUUGAAGGACAUUUAAGAGGAAUUUUCCCGGGAUAUCGAGCGGGUUUCUCAGAUGAUAAUAUACCAGAAAAUUUUACUUGCUUUUGGAGAGACUGCGGUUGGGAUUCUCCCAUUGACGCCGGUGAUAUAAUCCGUCAUGUCUUCUUCCACGCUUUCCAUACUAAAAUAAAGCUUGAAGGGUACAAAAAACAGCAAGAAAUGAAACUGACGCCUUGCACUUUAGACAGUCAAAGCAGAAAUCUUCUUCCUGACAUUCCUGAACCGUUUCUCUGCGAGUGGAAAGAGUGCAGUGUUGAGUUCAACUGUCCUACGCUUUAUUACAGACAUGUUGACAGUCAUGCUUGGGCUGUGGAUAAGAUAUACGCAGGAGUUGGAGAAAAUGGCAGAAAAAAGUACUCCGUCACUUGCCAGUGGGAGGGAUGUAAUUUUACAACUGUAAACCACUACAAACUUAAAGAACAUUGUCGAAGUCACACAAGAGAGAAGAUUUUUGCCUGUGUGACAUGCGGUGGUAUGUUUGCAAACAAGACAAAGCUUGUAGACCACAUGGUUCGACAGAAUUCUUCAGGAUUCGAAAGUUUUCAAUGUUCACACUGUCUGAAGCACUGUGGCUCUGAGCGUAUCUUGCGUGAUCACAUGAGACAUCAUGUCAACAAUGUGAAAUGUCAGUUCUGUGACAUGACCUGUCCAAAUGCUUCAGCCCUCAAGCAACAUGUCAAAUUCAGACAUUCGGAGGAAAGACCCUUCAAAUGUGAUGUGUGCAGUUACACCUGUAAAAUGCAGUCAGAUCUGCGGCGUCACCGUGAAUUCCACAAUGCUGUUUUAGCUUAUCAUUGUGAUUUUGAGGGUUGUACCUUUUCUGCUCGUGCCAUGCAAACAGUGAAAAGGCAUCAGAAAGUUGAUCACCAGGGAAUUGAUUUGUACCGAUAUGAAUGUCAUGUUUGUGGACAGCGAUACACAAGAGGAUCUGGGUUGACCAACCAUCUGAAGAAAAAACACAGGUUCAGUUGGCCAGCUGGACACCCAAGGUUUAGAUACAAAGAGUGUGAUGAUGGCAUUUGUCGACUUCAAACUGUGCGCUUUGAGAGUCUCCAUUUGUCACAGCUGAUGAAUGAACAGGAAGGUGCUGGGAACACGGAAAUGCAAGCAGGUGACUCCCCCCAGGAUUGCAUAGACUCUCCUGCAACCUCAGGGGGGUCACCAGAAUCGAAUAUUGAGGGGUCACCCUUUCUUAAUAGAGGGGAUCACCCUGGAGAGCUCAAUUACCAAGAACUUCUGCAAGAAUGGAAUGAAAGUAACAGUAGUACACAAGACAGGCGACAUAACGGUGGAGGACCAAUAAGGAGUCGUGUGAUGGGGAGAGUUUCAGAAGCACAUCCUUAUGAGAGAUCAGAGUCACCUGAACUGGAUUUACCACAGACCUUGCUGGAUCUUCAAGAUGCUGCAAUCAGGCUUGCCAAUGGACAAAAUUAGAUCAGUUUUAUUAAUUGUAAAUUCAUGAUUAAAUUAAAUGAUUGAAUAAUUAACAACUAUUCACCAAAGUGAAGAAAGCUAGUGAUGAAUAUUUACUGAGCUGCCUAUUAGCAAGGUAAAUAUCCAAAGCUAGCCACCAACAAUGAGGUGAAAAGUUGUUUUAGUAUUUACUGAAACAGUUAACAUAGCACAAAAAAGAUGAUUUGAACUCAUUUAUUCCUGUUAUGAUUACAAUAUUUUUAAUUGCAAAUCUUGUGCAAGUUGCUGGAGGGUGAUUAGCAAAGGAUAUUUGGAGUUAGAGUAGUCAAUCAGAGCACGCCUUCAACUCUAUCAACUGUUUUAGUAUACACUUGAAAAAUUUAUACUCAGUAGCUUUUGUUUAAAUGCCUCUCUUAAGAGACUGUAAAGUAAGAACCAACAUGUACAUCACCACAAACAGUACCACAAGGAAGGACUGCAAGCGCUUUAUUUACAUGAUCACACUGAAGAAAGCUGGAAUCUUGCUGUUCAGUGUAAGAAAAAGAGUCAUAGACUUUCAUGUUGAAGCCAAUUUUUACCACAUGGAGGUGUUUAUUCCAUCCAUAGAUGUACUUGUUAAUGUGGUACAUUAGAUUAGAUUUCAAUGGUCGCUUAUUGCGGUUGUCCUGUUAACUUCAAGUUUGAGGCCUUCUCUUGAAGCACAGUUAACUGUGUCUCACUAGACUACCCCCAUUAUUUUCACUUUCUUUAACCCUUUAAAUCCCAUAGGUGAUUAGCAUGUAACUUCUCCCUAUGAUAUUCAUAAAUUGGUUUUCAACAUCUUUAAAUGUAUCAAUCGAAGCUAUUUAAGACCCACUUAUUUUCCAAUUUAACUCUUGUACUCCUAGAGGAGAUAAACAUGUAACUUCUCCUUACAUUAUCCAGCAAACAGGCAAUAAGAAUACUCAAACUUUUCGGGCAUAAGUUGUUAUCUUGAUCUAGUACCAAAUGCUCACAAAUAUUUUAGAAGGGAAUGUUUAGCAUCUAGAGGAGAGAAUUAACGAUUACAUCUUGGGAGUUAAAGGGUUGAUUGGAAGGAAUACCUUAUGGUUUGUUUUACUGACAAACUUGUCAUGUCUACCAAUCCGUAAUAGCUUAACAGUUAGCUCGUAGAAAAAAAUUUCUUUUUUUAAUUUCUAAAUUCAUAGAGAAGGCCAACGUAUGGGAUCUUGUUACGGCGACUCGGAUCGCUAGGGAACGUCUCAUUUUUAGUACAGAAAAGGCUUUAACGUUAUUCUACGACAUAACUUUAGUUCUUUAAGAGUAUAUAAAAACCAUAAUUAGGUGAAAUUUCAUUUUUAUAAUAAAUCUUUUGUGUGAAUUGUA
Pocillopora damicornis (cauliflower coral) is the source of this 2967-nucleotide messenger RNA. Its product is annotated as histone H4 transcription factor. Gene Ontology annotation, molecular function: DNA-binding transcription factor activity, RNA polymerase II-specific; RNA polymerase II cis-regulatory region sequence-specific DNA binding. Lineage: Eukaryota; Metazoa; Cnidaria; Anthozoa; Scleractinia; Pocilloporidae. Gene Ontology annotation, biological process: regulation of transcription by RNA polymerase II; anatomical structure development. The record is from RefSeq and is a predicted model, not a curated record.